This is a messenger RNA of Drosophila grimshawi, 2131 nucleotides long. It is a transcript of the gene egr, whose product is annotated as protein eiger. The record is from RefSeq and is a predicted model, not a curated record. Bases 561 to 1880 code for a protein of 439 amino acids. Gene Ontology annotation, molecular function: tumor necrosis factor receptor binding; receptor ligand activity. NCBI's taxonomy places the organism in Eukaryota, Metazoa, Arthropoda, Insecta, Diptera, Drosophilidae. Gene Ontology annotation, biological process: immune response. The transcript has 7 exons. Gene Ontology annotation, cellular component: membrane.
GAAUGCGAGUCGUAGAUGCAAACAGACGUUAAAUUCUAGAGCGCGUGCGUGCCAGCCAAAGCUUAUUUCUUUGCCACAUAAAUAAAAAAAAUAGAGACUAACACGCGCGUGUUUUCCACCUAAAUAUAUACUAACAACGACAAAAAAAUGAACAUUUCGACAAGAUAUUUUAUCAACAACAACAAAAAAAACAACUGAUAAACGACACCGUAAAAGAAUCUUCGAGUACCCAGUGUCUAGUGCAAAACUCGUUUAUUUUACAAGCAAUUCUCAGUAAAUUGCAAGCCAAUUAAAAAAAAAAAUAUACAUGUAAAAAGGCAGAAGAGAAAUACGAAAAAAGAAAACCAGCAAAAUCUUCAAGGGCUAAGUGCGCCAGUUGUUGUUGUAUGUUAUUGUUGUUGAUCUUGUUAUCGUGAGCUUAAAGUGCACUUGACAGAAGACAACAACAGACAUUCCACCAGAGAGACAGACAGUCGGAGAGAAAGAGAGAAAGAGAAAUCCUAGACGCCGUGUCUGGCUUCAGUUGAGGGCUUGACUAAUUGCACGAUUACAUAUCAAUUAUGACAGCGGAGACCCUUAAGCCGUUUAUAACACCGACGAGUGUCGCCAAUGGUUUUCCGGCCAAGCAGUUAAGCGUGACGCACUCUAAACAGAAAGCCCGACAAUUGAUACCGAUUGUGUUGAGCAUUAUUGCUCUCGUGCUGGUUGGAUGUAUCCUGAUACUAACGAUCUGGCAGACGAUGCACGUGCAACACUUGGACAGAGAUCUGAGUGGUCUGAAACAAGAAGUGUUUUUGCUGCGACAAAGACUGGGCAUUAAUUAUCUGGACGAGAUGGCGGAAUUCCAAAAGGAGUAUACGAAUCAGAUCAUCCAAGAUCCCAACAAACUGGACGAUAUCGAAGGCGAGGAGGAUGAGGACGAAGAAGAUGAUGAUUUCGACAAUUACAACGAGGACGAAGAUGAUGAGGACGAUGAGGACGGCAGCAGUGACCGUGCCGCCUACGAUGAUUAUCUCGAUAUGAUAGAAAAAGAAAAGGAAAGCACACAAACGACUCCGCAAAAUAACAAUGGGGAAACUGAGACAGAUGAAUCCACAUCCUCGACUUCAUCUGCUGCAUCCAACGAUGAUUUCUUUGGCGAUUUCACCAGCUACAAUGAAUCCAAAAAGAAAAGGGCACGCAAAUCUCGCUCCAUUGCCGUGAUGCGCAAUGAGUUGCAGACCAACGAUGUGACGCAAACGAAAAACAAUCAAAGCCGGACAGAUACACAACAGAAGGAAAGUGGCGUCGUUUCUGAUGUUGCCGCAACCCAGCCGCAGCUAAGGAAGCAUCACCAACGAUCGCGACAAGGGCGUCAACGUAUUUUGGUGCGCAAAGGCGAAUCUCCUGUUUCAGCGAAAUCUGCCGAUUUAUAUGCGGGUAAUGGACACACGGACUCUGCCAAGCCCGCUGCACAUUUCCACUUGAAUCGCAAAGUGCCGCAUCACAAUGCGCCCAUACAAGUUGGCUCUUAUCUGGGUGACAUGUAUGUGGGGCAUGCCACUGCGAGCAGUGAUAAUCCAUGGCAGCAGCACUUCAGCGUCCAUAAUGGUGUUCUAACCGUCAACCAACCGGGUCUUUAUUAUGUCUAUGCGCAGAUCUGUUAUAAUAAUACACACGAUGAGAAUGGUUUCAUCAUCUUCCACGGGCAUAACGCAUUCCUGCAGUGCUUGAAUACGGUGCCAACGAAUAUGCCACAUAAGGUGCACACGUGCCACACCAGUGGACUGAUUCAGCUGCAGAAGCACGAAUCCAUACAUUUGCGGGAUAUUCAUCAAGACCGAGUUGUGACGCUUAGGGAUGCCAACAAUCGCAGCUACUUUGGCAUCAUUAAGAUUUAGACACAUUGAAAGCUGGAAUGUGAACAGCUUAAGCUUUAUAUCUUAGUAGUCUCGACUACUCGUGAAUACGAAUACAGCAAAGUAGAUGAUUAGUUGUAGCUUAGAUUUAAGUUAUAUUCUAUAUAUUACACAUGCAUAUAUUCAUAGACUAAAUACUAAAUACUAUCAUGCAUAUAAUACCAUAUUUAUUUUGUAUAUAUACGAUAAAUAAUUCUGAAUGAAUUGCCAUAAUAAAAAAGUUAACGAGUGUA